AUGUCCCCUCUGAUGACCGAUGCUGAGAGCGCUGCGGCCGUGGCGGCCGUGGCGGCCGUGGCUGCGGCCGUGGCGCUCGAGCGGUCAGUGGGGCUCCAAGACAGCGAGGUGUGCCAUCCGCUCUCGGAGCGCCCCUAUGCCAGCAUCGACACCCUCAUCGCCCACAGCCUCUCUGCCACGAAGCUCAGCGCCGCUGGCCUUUGGGAAGUGACGGUGACGACAUGGCUCUCUUGCGUCUGCGUGACCGACGUGUCGAAAGAACUUCCAGAGAAGAAGGCUGAUUCCAGUGAUGCCGUGUGCUCCGGUAGUUACACAGCGGUGUUAGAUGCGAUCGUUUGCUCUGAUGUCACUGUCGGAAUCAAGGCGGCCAACGUCGGGUCACACGAGGGCACAGAUGAAAGGUUCAGCGACAGUGCAACCGACAAGAAGAGCCUUAGCCUUAGUGGGUUCAGCUCACAGCCCUUUCGGUCAUCUGCACAGAUUGCGGCGAGGGGAGUGCUCUGCGAGGGUCCGGGCCCGGAUCGGCUUUUGGACAUGGCAGCGCAGUGUCACAAGAAGUCUUCUACGAUGUCGGAAGGGACAUGCUUGGCCGCCACGAACAAGAUGGCAUUAAUGUUCUUCAUGACGGCCAUGGUGAAGAAGAGGAUCCAUUUGGUCUUUCAAGCCUUGAGUGUGGCAGUGCGGAUUGAAAUUGAUGAGAUGGUUCGGCUUUCAACUUCAAUGCCUGGCUUCGGGGCUGUAAGGUUGUUGGGCAUCGUCGCUGAGGCCGAGGCCAUUCUGUGCAUUCUGAGUGAUGCUUUCCGGAGACCUUCUCCAUGCAUUUGCAUGGCCAAGGUCCGAGCAAGACUUCAGUCGCAUGGCUGA
Molecule: messenger RNA, 864 nt
Organism: Symbiodinium necroappetens
Lineage: Eukaryota; Dinophyceae; Suessiales; Symbiodiniaceae
Source: the annotation of a GenBank genome assembly